CUGGCUCACUUCUGUACCUUCUGAUUUUUAUUUCGUCUCUUUUGGUUUCAUUCAAUACUGCUGGAAACUGAUUUUUAAUUUUGAACUCAGAAAAUGGGGAUUAACUCUGGAGUUAAUGUUUCGGAUGAUGCUGUACCAUAUGGGGGAAAAAGUGCCUUUACCCAACUGGAACACAACAUAGUGGCUGGAUAUCUUAUUACUGCAGGUGUGAUAAGUUUGAUAAGCAACAUUGUGGUGCUGCUCAUGUUUGUGAAGUUCAAGGAGCUCCGCACUGCCACCAACUUCAUCAUAAUCAACCUGGCUUUCACUGACAUUGGAGUGGCUGGAAUUGGCUAUCCUAUGUCAGCUGCAUCAGACAUCCAUGGCAGCUGGAAGUUUGGCUAUACUGGUUGUCAGAUCUAUGCUGCACUUAAUAUCUUCUUUGGCAUGGCCAGUAUUGGCCUGUUGACUGUGGUGGCCAUUGACCGCUAUCUCACCAUCUGCAGACCAGACAUAGGGCAGAAAAUGACGAUGCGCUCAUACAACCUUCUUAUUCUGGCAGCAUGGCUCAAUGCUGUAUUCUGGUCCUGCAUGCCUAUAGCGGGCUGGGCUGGAUAUGCCCCUGAUCCCACCGGCGCUACAUGCACCAUCAACUGGAGGCAAAACGAUGCCUCAUUCAUCUCAUACACUAUGGCAGUGAUUGCUGUGAACUUUGUGUUGCCACUGUGGGUCAUGUUUUACUGCUACUACAACGUGUCAGUCACUGUGACAAGACACAAGGCUGGCAACUGCCUGGACAGCAUCAAUAUCGACUGGUCAGAUCAGAUGGACGUCACCAAGAUGUCCAUUGUGAUGAUUGUCAUGUUCCUGGUGGCCUGGUCUCCCUACAGCAUUGUGUGCCUCUGGGCAUCAUUUGGUGACCCCAUGACCAUACCUGCCCCCAUGGCCAUCAUUGCUCCACUCUUUGCCAAGUCCUCCACUUUUUACAACCCCUGCAUUUAUGUGAUUGCCAACAAAAAGUUCAGAAGAGCCAUCAUAGGGAUGAUUCGAUGUCAAACCAGGCAGCGAGUCACCAUCAACACCCAGGUUCCCAUGACAACAUCGCAACAACCUCUGACUCAGUGAGAUGAAAUUGCUUAUACGCUGACAAUGAAAGCAUUUUUAGCAGAGCUCUAUGAUGAAAAAACAAAAUCACUUCCAGUGUUUACAUGUUUUCCUGUCGAAUAAACUGUGUAUUGUGGCUUUUACUGUGUAAAUUCCACUUCCUGUGACGCAGUAGUCAUUGUUUUUGUUACUUCAAUAACAAGUCUGUAUUCUUCA
Molecule: messenger RNA, 1299 nt
Organism: Solea solea (common sole)
Lineage: Eukaryota; Metazoa; Chordata; Actinopteri; Pleuronectiformes; Soleidae
Gene: rrh
Product: retinal pigment epithelium-derived rhodopsin homolog
Exons: 7
Coding region: 94-1104 (336 amino acids)
Biological process (GO): visual perception; G protein-coupled receptor signaling pathway
Cellular component (GO): membrane; photoreceptor outer segment
Molecular function (GO): G protein-coupled receptor activity
Source: RefSeq, a predicted model, not a curated record